Drosophila innubila is the source of this 2332-nucleotide messenger RNA. RefSeq names its product protein rogdi (gene rogdi). The transcript has 8 exons. Gene Ontology annotation, cellular component: RAVE complex. The record is from RefSeq and is a predicted model, not a curated record. Bases 339 to 1388 code for a protein of 349 amino acids. NCBI's taxonomy places the organism in Eukaryota, Metazoa, Arthropoda, Insecta, Diptera, Drosophilidae.
UGUUGUCUUUGGGCCGUCGUCGUCGGUUCAGUUGCUUGGCUGUGGCUUUUGUGUGCGCUUGCCGUUGUUACUCAUAGCUGCCUGCCAGUUUGGAGCUACACCUGAUCGCCGAUUGUCGAUUGCCGAUCGCCGAUUUCUGAUCGCAUGUGCACCCACUAACAACUUUACCUUAACUUAAUUCUAACGUUCGUGCUUUGGCUUUGGCUUUCGCAUUAGCUUUGCCUUUGCCUCGUGAUUCGCGCGUCUCUCGGCAAAUAAAAAUACAAAUACAAGUAGUGUGUGUGAAGUGUUUGCAAUUGAUAAUAAUAAAAAAAAUAAGUUACGAAUUAUUAACAAAUAUGCCGCAGAGCCCAACAACAAAUUGGUCAUUCCAGCCGCUACAUCGACAACGUAGCGGACAAUUUCAGCACCAUGUGCUCAACUCGGUACCGGAGACGGCCGUGUUGACAACACCCCCGCCUCUUCGAAAACCGCUUUCAUUACACAUUGCUGGCGUUGCUGCUGCUAGCGCUGCUGCAGCUAUUAGUGACAAAAACAAACGGAGAUACAUAACAGCGCGCAAGAAGGCCAAAUCCACAAUGAAAAUGCUUGUCGUUGACACGGAGCGAGAGGAGGCUCUAAAUUUGCAAAUUGAAUUCGAGUGGGUGCUGAGACAAGAAGUACAUGCGAUAUUAAAGCAAUUACGAACCAUACUGGUUGAGUGCGCCCAUAGGUUCCCCGUGCCGCUUUAUGAUAACGAGGGCAAGAAGACUGAAAAGUUCAUACUCAGCGUUUCGCCAGAUCAAUUGAAGGCGGUACUUACCCUAACGGGUGACGCCAUUACACAGGCGGAUAUUAGCUUUAAGCUGUGUAAGGCGCCCAGUCAAACGCAACGUACCUCAAUAACACACGAUUCGCCUUGGAAACUGCAGCAAGUUCAGGAUGCCGCCAAUCAUCUACAAACAGCAAUCAAUCAUAUUGACGACGUUGAUGACUCUUAUCAUUUCAAAACCUCCGAUGAAGUGCUCCAUGUGAUAGGAAACAUUCUGGAUGCCCUGCAGCGAGGUCGCAAUAGCCUGCUAGUGCCCAAGAAGAAGCCAAUUGAGGAGCUAAUCAAAGGACGCAAUAUGAAAUCACUUGUGCCUAAUCUGCCCGAGGAUUUGGCCGUUAGUUUUUAUCUGCAAAGCCACAAGCUCAUCAUUGCCGUCUAUCAGCUGCUUAACAAUCAGGGAACAAUGCAGUUUGACUCGCGCCAAGCGGAAAUCGGUGUUCAAUGGCUCAGCGAUGUGCUCCUGCUUCUGAUGAAUGGGCAGAAACUGUGUCAGCAGCUGAAAGACAAGAUUUCGGUAUUUUCGGUGUAUAAAGAUUUUACAGUUGGUUCGCGCUCGCCUUCAGCAUUAUCGUACUGAAUGGAGGGAUAUAUAUUUAUAUAUGUGUCUGUUUACAUAUGGCAACACAAAACAAUAACAACAAUAAUAGCUGAUAAUGAAAUUGUACUUGUAAUAGUUAAAGUAAAUAAUGUUAGUUGAGAGAGUUGCUCUUUGUGACAGCAUACCAUAAUACCUACUAUAUAUUAUACUAUAUAUAUACAUAUAUAUAUAUACAAAGCUAUAUACACCUAACUAGUUUAAUAUACACAAACAAUCAACAUUCAUAUAUUGUUCAUAGCGCGACAAUUUAUAUAUAUAGAAUUUGUUUUCAUUUCUUCAUGUCACUCCAAUUAUGCAUCUAAAUGCAAUAGAAUAAAAGGAAAUUUACUGUGUUUUUUGUAUAUGUAACUAAAUGAAAUUGCUAGAUAAUUAUUAAUUAAUUAUUAUUUAUAGUUUGUACGAUUUGUAUGUGCGUACACAAAUUAAUAUUAAAAUUAUCUAUUUAUGUUUAUUAAUGCACAUGAAGAAGAAACCCAUAAAGUCAACUAUUGUAGUACUUAACAGAUUGAUAUACAUACAAACAUACAUACAUAUAUUAUUAACCUUAUGUGUAAACUGAGCAUAAACAAUAACAUUUACAGAAUAAUGUUGUAAUAAACCAAACCGAAAUGUGAACAGAAUUUUUAAUUGUACUAAACACCAUUUUGUAUUCCAUGUAUGUAUGUGUUGUUAAUGUUUAAGCGCGCCUAAUCUAAUCCAAAGUCAUUUGUAUCAACGGCCUUUUACUUCUCGUUUACUUUAUAUUUAUAUAUAUGAGGAAGGAUGCAACGAAAACAAUUACCAAUGUACUUAUUGAAUAUUGUAAUAUUUCUGUGUAAUUAACACGAUUGAUAUGAGAAAAAACAACUAUUUAUGUAAUCUCUAAGCCUAUUUAAUGUCCAUAUUCAUUUAAUUGUUGUUGAAUAAAAAUUGAAUUUUACCAA